AUGGAAACAACGAAGCUAUGCCUCUUUCUCCUUCUCGUCUUUGCCACCGUUUCUCCUCCACUCUCCUUUGCCUUCCAUGAAACCUCCGACGGUUCAUCUCCUUCCCCUUUCGACGAUAAUUCUCAAUACAGCUUUUUUGGUGGAGACUCCUCUGAAGCUAUGACUGAAGAUAGUCGACGACAACUUUUCCAAUAUGGGUUCGCCUAUAAUGCGGAAGCUCGCAAGAGGGUUUUGAGCUACUAUGCACUUAGUAAGAAUAAUAUCCCUUGCGGCCGUCGUGGUACCUCCUACUAUGAUUGCAAGAAGCGUAGAAGGAUUAAUCCUUAUCGUCGCGGUUGCGCUGCCAUCACUGGAUGUGCUCGAUUCACCGAUUAAACAAACUUCUGAUGCUUGUUGAAUUGGUUGGUCUUGCUUUUAUCAUAACGAAUUGAUCUGAUUGGUCCCCUUGAAUU
This is a messenger RNA of Cucurbita pepo subsp. pepo (vegetable marrow), 452 nucleotides long. Its product is annotated as protein RALF-like 31. Gene Ontology annotation, biological process: calcium-mediated signaling. Gene Ontology annotation, cellular component: plasmodesma. The record is from RefSeq and is a predicted model, not a curated record. Lineage: Eukaryota; Viridiplantae; Streptophyta; Magnoliopsida; Cucurbitales; Cucurbitaceae.